AUGAAAAGAAGAUUUUAUUUUUAAAAAUAUGAGAAACAAUCAAGUCCAGAUGAUCUUCUAAGAAAAUUAAAUUAGGAAUCUACUAGGCCUAAAUUUAUAGAUUACAUAAUUACAAAUACGAAAAAUGAUAAAAAGAUAAAAAUGAUUGAUAGUUAUAGAUAGAGGAACUGUAAAUCAUUGGAUCCAGUUAGAAAUAUUAAGAUGGAUACAUAAACUAUGUAAGAAGAGUACUUCAAAUUUUUAACAAAUACAGAAAAUGGAACAUAAUAUAAGAUUUUAAAUACUGAUUAAUAAUAAAAAACCUUACCUAAAUAAAGUGUUUAAUGUCUAUCUAAAAUUCUCUCAUUUUAACAUAAGCUAUAGAAUCCAUUUUGA
Messenger RNA from Paramecium sonneborni, 375 nucleotides. NCBI's taxonomy places the organism in Eukaryota, Ciliophora, Oligohymenophorea, Peniculida, Parameciidae. The record is from the annotation of a GenBank genome assembly.